AUGGCAACAUCCGCCGAACCCUCCAAUCUAAAAAGCCAACUUCAUGUCAGAGCUAAAGGUGAUGACAAGUGUCCCAGCCACAGGAAAAACCAAGUGGUAUUUUUAUGUCAGGACUGUAACACCCUGAUUUGUGCUACCUGUUCCAUUACAACACAUAGAAAUCAUUUUAGCAGUUUCGCCGAAAUUUCGGAAACUACUCAACAAUACAAAAAUAGACUUCAGGAAUUUGUUAAUGAAAAUGAGAACAUAAGAAUUCCGAAUCUUAAUGAAGUACAGAUAUCAACCAAGGAACGUCUUUCAACUUUAAAACUUAAAUACAAAAACAUUCGUGAUAAGAUGAGAUUAGAACGAGAUCAAUGUAAAGAUCUAUUAGAUAGAAUAACAGAGGAUUACCUAACAUCAUGUGACAAGAUGGAGGACGCAGAAACAGGGCUACUUACGUCACUCAUCACAGACCUUGAUGAGAGGAUAGACACUUUGGUAAAACUUUCAUCAGAGUGUAAGCAGACCCUCCAGACAGGAUCUGAUGUACUAGUGUAUGACUCGGCAACAGAAGUCCAAGACAUGGACAUCAACAUCCCACGGAUACCCGACACAGGUAUGAUAGAGUUUACUCCAAGUAAGGACAAGCUAAGUCACCUGAAGCAGGCCAUGGGGGUGAUAGAGACAUCUACUGACAAUUUCCGGGCAGUAUCAGCAAGUGGUGGGCACGAUAACCGAUGUCCAGUUGUGAAACAAAACCAGUCUACAAAGCUUGACCAAACGUCCACUGAGGCUCUACAGCACUUUCAAAAGUGUAAUAAUCCAACUAUUAAAUCCAAGUUCCCAUACAGGGAUAAGAUUUCAUCAAUAUGUCCUACACCUGAUGGACGUGCCUGGCUGUGUGAUUUUGACAACAGAACAGUAAAGCUCAUCAAAAAGAAAGGUAAAGUCCUACAGCAGAUACAACACAACAGUAACAUCACAGAUAUCAGUCUGGACCCCACCACAGGUCGUCUGUGGUUCUGUUGUAGAGUGGAGAGGACUAUCUAUGAAGUAUCUACAUCAUCUACACCAGUCCGAAGAUUUACUACAGAGUAUGAUCCAUGCCGACUGUGUGUGACCAGGGAGGGACUAGUAGUGGUGGGAUCACGUGGUAACCUGGGUUACAAGGUGACGAUGUACACCGCAAAUGGCCAGGUGUUACACACAGCCAAUGUAGAGGAGUCAGGAACGGGUGUGGUACAAUCCAUUACACAGUGUCCUGUUACAGGUAACAUAGCUGUAGUGAGUCGUAAACUAAUCAGUGGAGACCAUCGUGAUCCAGACAACUACAGGCGUCACGUCAUUGUGUAUAACCCAACACUCCAGCCUCUGGUCCACUACCGUGGGGAGGGGAUACAGACACUGGAGACGGUCACACCUGAAAAGUUUGGUCCGAUCACAGUGGUAUACGACAGUUAGGGUAAUAUUGUUAUUGCUGACUGGAACAGGAAAACAAUAGAACUAAUAACUGGAGAUGGGAAGUACAUAAAAACACUCCACACAAACAAAGGACAACAAGGAGUAGUAGGUAUACAGAGGGAUGAUGUGUUGUGGUCACGCGUAGUGUUAGAUACUGGAGAGUGGGGACUCAAACUCCUCAAGUAUUAUGGUGACUAA
Molecule: messenger RNA, 1641 nt
Organism: Ylistrum balloti
Lineage: Eukaryota; Metazoa; Mollusca; Bivalvia; Pectinida; Pectinidae
Product: tripartite motif-containing protein 5-like
Exons: 1
Molecular function (GO): zinc ion binding
Source: RefSeq, a predicted model, not a curated record